GACAGUGUGCUGCUCCAUUGGUGUGUUUGUGUUUGACUCUGUGGCAACCGGCAAACACCGCGGGAAGGAGACCUGCUUCAGCCUGCAGCAGGUUCAAUAUGGAGAAAUACGCCCCUAAAUUCAGCAAAGUUCUACUGACACCUGAUCCACAUUAUAUACCGGGGUAUGCAGGGUAUUGUCCACAGCUCAAGUUCAACGUGGGGAAGUCCUACGGCCAGCUGACGGCCGAGCUGCUGACCAGUGCUGAUGUGAAACACUCCAGUCGCCUGGUCCUCCACACAGGUCACGUCCCCUUCACUGACACAGUUGACACAGCUGCUCUGACACUGAGAGGCGUCCAUGACGGUAACUUGAAGAAGAUGAUACCAGGAUACACAGGCUUCAUUCCAAGAAGUCAGAACUACUUUUCCUGCAGCUACUCUGAAACAUGUCGCAAAGCGCUCACUGAGUUUCACCUGGAAGGGCGUGCAAAGACCCAACGGCACUUAUCAGCCCUGCCAGCUGUUGUCAACAACACCAAUCAACAGUUUGAAAGACCAAGACCCCCCCAGACAGCUAUCUCCAACAAAGUAAUCUCCUACAAGCCCUUGAAAUCCUUCAUGCCCACCGGAACACCAUAUCUCAUGGAGGAUGAUGACCCACACAAGUACUUUAUCUCAGGAUUUACAGGUCAUGUGCCAAAAUCACGUUUCCUAAUCGGUAAAGGUUACCCCAUCACCACCAACCAGGCCCUGAUCCAGUUUGGAAAGCAGCAGCGGAAUGACCACACAUCCCAAGACUUCCCAAGGAGGAGGGAUAGUACAACACCUCCCAUGCCCACUAUCUAUCCAUCAAAGAGGGGUAUGGUGCCAUCAUUCACAGGACACAUCCCAGGAUACCAGUUCAUGUAUGGACAUACCUUUGGUCAACUUUCCCAGAAUGCACUGGAAAAGAGCAGCAUAACCCGGAUCCUUCGAGAAAAGUCAUAGAGCCAUCAUAAACCCCAAUAAAAUGGUUAUCACUGGCACGACGAG
Lates calcarifer (barramundi perch) is the source of this 1013-nucleotide messenger RNA. RefSeq names its product family with sequence similarity 166 member B (gene cimip2b). The transcript is spliced from 6 exons. The record is from RefSeq and is a predicted model, not a curated record. NCBI's taxonomy places the organism in Eukaryota, Metazoa, Chordata, Actinopteri, Centropomidae. Bases 99 to 968 code for a protein of 289 amino acids.